Messenger RNA from Aphanomyces astaci, 1815 nucleotides. RefSeq lists its product as hypothetical. The annotation marks the transcript as partial. Lineage: Eukaryota; Oomycota; Saprolegniomycetes; Saprolegniales; Verrucalvaceae. The record is from RefSeq and is a predicted model, not a curated record. The transcript has a single exon. Gene Ontology annotation, molecular function: copper ion binding; oxidoreductase activity.
CAUGGCGAAUCUCAAGCUGCCGUGCUGUGGCCUCUUUGGUGGUCUGCUUGGCUACCUCUUCCAAAGCAACACCGUACCAGACAAUGCGCCGUCGUCUGCGCACUACCGCCCCCCUCUCCUUACCAACUGGCACCCGUAUACAACCCCUCUUGUCCAACCCGAUAUCAUCGACAUGCGUGGAGGUGGCCAUCUCGACAUGUACGUCGGCGAAGUCUUGCACGCGUGGGGUGGCGGCGCACCGUCCGGGACAGUGUAUGGCUUUGGAAGGGAAGGCUCAGCUCCUUCGUUUCCAGGUCCGACCAUCCUAACCGCGCGGAAUGUCCCCAUCUCCGUCACAUGGACCAAUCGCCUGGGCACGGCGCCUCACUUGCUCCACCGCAACACUGAGCCGUCGUUCCUCGUGGAAGCGUCCGCGUGCUACCCGACAUGCGGCGUGCCGAUGUCUGUGCACAUUCAUGGGCUGGAGAACCCGCCAAAGUAUGACGGCUUGCCCACCCACACGUUUUACCACAACACAACCUUCAAGGCCGAGUACGCGAACCGCCAGUUUCCGUCCACAAAAGUCUACCACGAUCACGCGUGGGGCCUGUCGCCUUUAAAUAUGUGGGCGGGUAUGGUCGGUUUGUACGCCGUGCAAGACGCGGAAUUGGAAUCGAAAUUCCAUCUAACCACGCUCCCAGACAUGACGUUCAUCCUCCAAGACAAGCUCAUCAGUGCCGACGGCGCGUUGCUGUACACUGAAAAACUCACGUGCCACCCCGUCGCGCCUACAAAAUGGGUCCCCGAAGCAUAUGGCAGUGUCAACACAGUGAAUGGCGUCGUGAUGCCUCUCGCGACAAUCAAAGCCAGCCGCGUCCGCUUUCGAUGGGCCAACGUCGCCAAUGCACGGACGUACACGCUGACAUUGCCGUUUGCCCAUCUGUGCAAAGUGAUUGUCACCGACAGCGGGUUCGUCCAGCGGCCGAGCGCCGUGCCAGCGACGGACUGGACGUUGAAUCCGCUCGAGCGCGUCGAGAUGGUGUGCGAUUUUACCUCUGUCCCCCCCGGCACGACGUUUGAUAUUGUCGACAAGCCAUUUCAAGAAAGCGCGUACGUGUACGACGGGAGAAUCAUGCGGGUGCAAAUUGAGCAAGCGGCUCCAGAAGAGCAACACCAAGUCAGCCACGUUCCAGACACGCUCGUGGCGUGGAAAUCCUUGCGGCAGCUGCAUAUCGACACGUUGGGGAUGACCAGACAGGUCACAUUGGGCGAGCUCAUGGAUGGCCAUGGCUGCUCGACGCACUUGUAUUUAAAAGAGCACGGUAUGGUAAAAGACACGACCACGAUCAAAAGCACUUUGCACUGCACACUCGGCAAAGUGGAAAAAUGGGAGUUUAUCAACCCGACCGCAGACCCCCAUCCGUUCCACUGGCACCUAGUGAACGCCCAGUGCGGCGAAACCGAAGCCACGAUCAACACGAACGAGCUCAAGGACGUGGUGGCCAUCCCAGCGCGCUCGGACGGCGGCGUCGCGCUCGUGUGCUACGUGGCGUGCACGCCGGACGAGUUCCUGGCUGUCCAUAGCACCCGACCCGCGCACUCGUUUGGGUUCGACGUCCUUGAGGAUCCAUACUUGGCACAUUGCCACAUCAUGGAGCAUGGCGAGAAUCAGAUGAUGGCGUGGUUUCAACUCACGGCCAAUGAUGUGGACAACUGAUAUUGACCACGGUGCUAUAAGUAGUAUGUGUAUAUAUCAAUCGUCGUCGACCAUGCUACAGUACUACUUGCUGUAGUAUUGAUGAUAAAACACUCUUGAAGUACUUGGAUGAUCUACUA